AUGCCCAGCCAACUAGCACUCCCCCAUCUACUCACGCCAUAUGUGGUUUCCCCGCCACAAUCUACACUCACACUUGUGUCGUCUAUCCUGGGAGCCACUGGCAAUUGGUUGGUACUGCGAUUUCUAUAUGCAGCAUUAGGCAACUCGCCUGCCUCCCAUCCUGGAUAUGGGGGCCCAGAAGUCGAAACUCGAAAGUCGAGGAGAGUGGUGCUCGUGAGUUUUCUCCGGGGAUGGGAGUUCUGGAGGUCGGAAGCAAAACGAUUGGGCCUUGACCUAGCACGCCUUACAGAAAAGCGCCAAUUCGCAUUUGUUGACGGACUCUCCGAACUUUUCUCCGCUCCAUCUACUUCUUCACAGCCAGCACCUACGCCGCAACUCUACCCCGGACCUGGCAUAGCUCCUCGAACGACACUUCCCAUACGAUCACAGCCUGCCCCAGCACGGUCACGCCAGCCAGUGCCCGCAUCUACUGGUAGCGAUGGCGCUUCGCCUCGGGCUGUGAGGCAGUCUGGCCCGAUGAAAAGACUGCACUUUGCGGGUAGUGGCCUUGCCGCGUUGGAUACGAUUGAAAAGGAAAUUACAAUGGUGAUAAGCGAACUGAAAGCUUCAGGACUAGAGGAAGAUGAAGAUGAUUCCGAGAUUCUACUGGUCAUUGAUCAGCCAGAUUUCCUACUCGCUGCGACUGGGCCGAGCAAGGGCAUAGGCGCUACGGAAAUGGGGGAAUGGAUCAUGGGUCUACAGCAGGCUGCUUCUGCCACCAUUGCAACGAUCUCCGCCGACUCUCCGCUAAUACACAAUGCAUCUACAUUUGUUCACCAGGCAACGACGCCAUUAGAGACGGCGCAUGCGGCGUUCGCUGUUGGAAUGGCUCACAGAGCUAGCAUGAUUAUGCAGCUUCGAAACCUAGAGACAGGCGCUGCGAGGGACGUGAGUGGGGUGCUGAGAGUCAGUAAAGGAGGGGCUUGGGGGCAGAAAGAGAGUGCCAGCGGGGCAGAAAGCUGGGAAGAGAAGGAAGUACUGUAUUUUGUCCAGAGAGAUGGUGGUGCCAAUGUGUUUGGACGCGGGGAAUAG
Molecule: messenger RNA, 1071 nt
Organism: Aspergillus calidoustus
Lineage: Eukaryota; Fungi; Ascomycota; Eurotiomycetes; Eurotiales; Aspergillaceae
Source: the annotation of a GenBank genome assembly